Messenger RNA from Oryza sativa Japonica Group (Japanese rice), 3094 nucleotides. RefSeq names its product fatty acid elongase 3-like. The record is from RefSeq and is a predicted model, not a curated record. NCBI's taxonomy places the organism in Eukaryota, Viridiplantae, Streptophyta, Magnoliopsida, Poales, Poaceae. Gene Ontology annotation, cellular component: endoplasmic reticulum membrane. Gene Ontology annotation, molecular function: fatty acid elongase activity. Gene Ontology annotation, biological process: very long-chain fatty acid biosynthetic process; fatty acid elongation, polyunsaturated fatty acid; sphingolipid biosynthetic process.
UUCUGAAUUAUGAUAUGGUAGUUUAUCUGAAUAAGAGUACCCUCUUGUAUGUUCUCUGAUAUUGUUAUGGGUGGCAGGCAGAACCUCAUUCUUUGCCUCAGAGUAGCAAAUGGGGCUCUGUCUGGGUGCCUGGAGGCCCUGGAGAACUCUUAUUCAGAUAAAGAUGAGGUUUGGUUGUACUGUUGUAGAAAUACUUUGCCAUGAGCCUCCACUCAUAUUUGGCCAUGCGCUAACAAGCUCCCUGCAAACCUUGAGCUCUAACCAUCCCCUCCCUCUAAGCAUCCACCCCAGCACCUCAUCAGCCUCACCGCUGCCUGAAACCUUCUUGGCGCCGUCGAGCUCAUCCCUAGCCACCACAAGGCCUCGAGCGUUUUCACAUGAAGUCACUACCGUUAAAGCUUGUCGUCGGUCGCUGCCCACAAGCUCUCACCUCGUUUAUCACCGUCCAUGAGUCGUUCAAGGGAAGAAGAGGAUGAGAAGGAUAAAAAAGAGGAGGGAAAAAGUCCAAAUACCCCCCCCCUCCCCUGCCCCGAACUUUGAAACCGGAUAUUCAACCUUCCCUAAACUUUACAGUACCAUUUAUAUAACCCCUAAGGUGGUUUGCAUAGUUGUUUUUAUCUAAUUUAUAUAUAUAUUGGAUGCGUUUGAUCACGUGACAUACACAUUGGACAUAUAUAUUAAAAUCUCCACCUGAAUCUUUCUUUUCACCCCUUGUUAGCUCUCACUUACAAACAACUACCAAUAUAUUAAUAGUAUGAUAUCAAUGUAUAAGUAUAAAUUGAUGACUUACAACCGACGAUAUGCAAAUAUGUUAUAUUAGUUAUUCAAAGUUAUUCGUUUAAGCUUUCAAAAUAUACAAAACCACAAUCUAAAACCAUCUUAGGGCUAAUAUGAAUGGUAUCGCAAAGUUUAUGGGGUUGAAUGUCCGAUGUUAAAGUUCAGGGUGCUAGAUAGACUUUCAUCUCAAGUUUUUAUUUAUUUAUUUGUGGUGGGGGGGGGGGGGGUUAGUGCCCAUGUGAUGGGCCAUAUCAAAUUUACGACUGGCAAUAAUACAUUCUGCAAGUUUAUGGAUUUAAAUAUGUAUGGCAUGUUUGGUAGAGCUCCAUCUCCUAAAUUUAUCUUAGGAGUUGGGUUUAAAGUGUAGUUGUAGAGUAGCCUAAACCCACCUCUAUCUCUUUACUUUAGUUUAUUUUGUGAAAGCACUUCGCCCAGCUCCGUUCCCAUUUUAGAUGAAGUUAAAACUGUUUGGCUGAGCUCCAACUCUAGAAGAGGUGCAGUUUGAGCUAGAGUUGUGCCAAACAAGCAUGUAGUUUCAAGUUUUUAGUUUAGGUUCGCCCUUGCAUUUUAAAUUGCAACGAUUGCUCAGAUUGGGAACUCCGCGAGGAGCCCAAGAUCUGGCUAAAGGCUGAGCCGGAAUUGGGAGUACUGAAAAAUUGGGAGCUGGUUUAGGCAUACGUUGGCGACAUGGUUUUAGACCAAAUUCCUAAAAUUUAUCCUUUGGGAUUGGUAUUAGCAUAUUAGAAAGCUAUUGGAGAUGCUCUUACUUGGUCACUCCCUUUUUGUUAUCUGAUUUAGACGUACAUACUCACGUUUAGGCAUCGAAACAUUAGGGCAUAUUUGGUACAGCUCCAACUCCUAAAUAUAACUCCAGGAGUUGAGUCUGGAGUGAAGUUGUGGAGCUGCCUAGACACAGCUCUACAACUCUAGUACAUUUUGUGAGAGAGCUCCACCCAACUCCACUUCCAAUUUUGGUGGAGCUGAAAUUGUUUGGCUGAGCUCCAGCUCCAGGAGAGGUGGAGCUGGAGCUGUAGCUGUGCCAAACAGGCCCUUAGAAGGGCUGAUGUUGCCCCAGCCUGGCAGCAUCGACUACCCAAGCCCACUCCCACUGUCGCACAAAGCGCCCCACCCAUACCCAAGCUUCCCGCUAAUGUAGGCUCGACGUGUCACUCAAACCACCACACAGUGCGCUCCACAGGCCGGCGAGGUCGGGGAGGUGGGUGCACAGUGCCCUGCGAGAUGGCGGCGACCGCGCUGCUGCGGCGCGCCCGGUGGGCGCUGGUCGACCACCCCGCCGUCGCCUCCUUCCGGUGGGAGCCCGGCCGCACGCCCGCCUCGACCCCGUCCUUCGCCGCCGCCGUCAUCUGCGCCUACCUCGCCACGGUGUUCCUCCUCCACCGCCGCGUGGUCCCGCUCCCGUCGCCGCACCCGCGCGCGCUCCGUGCGGUCUCCGCGCUCCACAGCGCGGUCCUCCUGGCGCUCUCCGCCGCCAUGGCCGCCGGGUGCGUGCUCUCCGUGGCCGCCACGGCGCCCUCCGCGUGGUGGGCCUUCUGCUUCCCUCCCGGCGGCGCCACGGCGGCGUCGGGCCCGGUCUUCUUCUGGGCGCACGUGUUCUACCUCUCCAAGGUGUACGAGCUCGGCGACACGCUGCUCAUCCUCCUCGGCCGCCGCCCGCUGACGCUGCUCCACGUCUACCACCACGCCGCCGUCAUCGCCAUGUGCUACCUCUGGCUCGCCACGAGGCAGUCGCUGAUGCCCAUCGCGCUCGCCACCAACGCCGCCGUGCACGUCGCCAUGUACGGCUACUACCUCUGCUGCAGCCUCGGCCUCCGGUGGCCGCCGCGGUGGAAGCGCGCCGUCACGGAGCUGCAGAUCGCGCAGUUCCUCUUCAGCUUCGCGGCGUCGGCGGUGAUGCUGUGGCGGCACUUCGCCGCCGGCGGGUGCGAGGGGAUGGCCGGGUGGGCGUUCAACGCCGUCUUCAACGCGUCGCUGCUCGCGCUCUUCCUCGACUUCCACGGCGCCGCCUACGCCGCCGCCAAGGGCAAGAAGAGCAGAAGCGAGGUGGUUAAAGAAGAGUAAUGAGGUGAUUAAUAAUCAGAAUGCAAGAAAUGUGAUAAUCUGUGGGUCUCCGUUUUCCUCUAAUUUAUUGGUUUCCUUUUUUUUUACAUCAUGAUUUCAUUGUGUUACCAAACAAGACGUUAUUGUGCGAUAAUCUUGCUUGUCAUCUGGGAUCGAUUUCUCUGCUGUCUGCUCGGUGGAGUAAUUUCAGCAUGAACUUGAAAACAAGAAGAGUGAUGAACUUGAUAUCGAUUAAAAA